This is a messenger RNA of Columba livia (rock pigeon), 3982 nucleotides long. It is a transcript of the gene GPSM1, whose product is annotated as G protein signaling modulator 1. Gene Ontology annotation, molecular function: G-protein alpha-subunit binding; GDP-dissociation inhibitor activity. Gene Ontology annotation, biological process: establishment of mitotic spindle orientation. NCBI's taxonomy places the organism in Eukaryota, Metazoa, Chordata, Aves, Columbiformes, Columbidae. The record is from RefSeq and is a predicted model, not a curated record. Gene Ontology annotation, cellular component: cell cortex. The transcript has 14 exons. The coding region runs from base 113 to 2110 and encodes 665 amino acids.
GGGGCCUCCCCGCGAGUUUCUUUGCUCGGUGCAUCACUUCCCGCCGCUGCCAUACUCCGCUGCCCGGUGCCGGGCUGCAGCCGCGGCGGGCGGCUCGGCGGGGCCGGCGCCCAUGGCGUGUCCCGGCGGGGACAGCCCCGGCUCCGCCGCCCGCCGGCUCUACUCGAGGAUGGAGGCGUCCUGCCUGGAACUGGCCCUGGAAGGAGAGCGCUUGUGCAAGGCUGGGGACUUCAAAGCCGGGGCAGCCUUCUUCGAAGCAGCAGUGCAGGUGGGGACAGAAGACCUGAAGACUCUCAGUGCCAUCUACAGUCAGCUGGGCAACGCUUAUUUCUACCUAAAGGAGUAUUCCAAGGCCCUGGAGUACCAUAAACAUGACCUCACCCUGGCCAGAACCAUUGGGGACCGCAUUGGAGAAGCCAAGGCAAGCGGCAACCUCGGGAACACAUUGAAAAUACUUGGGCAGUUUGAUGAAGCUGUUGUUUGUUGCCAGAGACACUUGGACAUUUCUCAGGAGCAGGGAGACAAGGUAGGUGAAGCCAGAGCACUCUAUAAUAUAGGAAAUGUUUACCAUGCAAAGGGAAAGCACUUAUCAUGGAACAUGGCCCAAGACCCAGGCUACCUGCCUCAAGAAGUCAAGGAGACGCUACAGAAAGCUUCAGAAUAUUAUGAGAGGAACUUGUCCCUGGUGAAGGAGCUGGGGGACAGAGCUGCGCAGGGCCGCGCUUAUGGCAACCUCGGCAACACCCAGUACUUACUGGGCAACUUCAGUGAAGCCAUAGCCUUCCACAAGGAGCGCCUUGCUAUUGCUAAGGAGUUUGGGGACAAGGCAGCCGAGCGGAGAGCAUACAGCAACCUGGGCAAUGCGCACAUCUUCCUUGGGAGGUUUGACAUCUCUGCUGAGUACUACAAGAAAACGCUCCAGCUCUCCAGACAACUUAAAGACCAAGCAGUAGAAGCCCAGGCUUGCUACAGUCUUGGAAACACAUACACGCUGCUUCAAGACUAUGAAAGAGCAAUCGAGUACCACCUAAAACACCUGGUGAUAGCACAGGAGCUGGGAGACAGGGUGGGAGAAGGAAGAGCCUGCUGGAGUCUUGGAAAUGCCUAUGUCUCUCUGGGGAGCCAUGAACAGGCUUUGCACUUUGCAAGGAAGCAUCUUGAAAUCUCCCAGGAGAUCGGGGACCGGACCGGGGAGCUGACAGCACAGCUGAACAUGGCCCAGCUCAGGGCGGCGCUCGGCUUGGGCCCCGGGGACGAGGACGUGGGCACAGCUCAGCGCUACUCUGGCUACGAGGCACAAGGAGCCAGGCCAAAGAGGUUCCAGAGGAUCAGCAUGGACAGCUUAGACCUCCUGAAGUUCCCUUCUGAAAAGGACCAAAAUGGGGACAGCCAUCAUGUGGGAGACCUGAAGAUCUCUGGAAAAGAGUUCUUGUCAUUACCUGCAAGGUCAAAGAAAUACCGGGAGCACCAAUCCAGUUCAGGAAGAAAGUCCCAGGGGUCAAAUACAUCGCCGCUGGAUACCAGUGAGGUCCGCGUCCAGGUGUCACAGUCGAAGAUCAACCGGACCCCUUCGGAUGAGGAAUGCUUCUUUGACCUGUUGAGCAAGUUCCAGAGCAACCGGAUGGAUGAUCAGCGCUGCCCGUUGGAAGAAUGCCCGUCAGAGGCUGCAGAGGCGGCUGCCACCCCGGUGCCUGCCCUGGAGGAGCGGAUCUCCCAGUCCUCCCUGAUGGCAUCUCCGCAGACCGAGGAGUUCUUCGAUCUCAUCGCCAGCUCCCAGAGCAGGCGGCUGGAUGACCAACGCGCCAACGUGGGCAACCUGCCCGGCCUGCGGAUCACGCACAACAACCUGGGGCACCUGCGCGUGGAGGGGGACGCCCAGGAGCCCGGCGACGAGUUCUUCAACAUGCUCAUGAAGUGUCAGUCCUCCAGGAUAGACGACCAGCGCUGCGCACCACCCGACUCCAUUCCCCGCGGCCCCACGAUGCCCGAUGAAGAUUUCUUCAGCCUCAUCCAGCGCGUCCAGGCCAAGCGCAUGGACGAGCAGCGGGUGGAUUUGGCCUCAGCCCAGGAGGAGGCAGCAGAGGAGCAGCAGAGGUCCGGUUCCAGCUAAGAACCGGGGUUUGGCUUGGGGGGGUUCUUUUGAUUUCAUUUUGGUCUUACAAAGUUUUUAAAAGGGUAGGCGGUUUCAAAGCCGAGCGCUCCCUCACUUCUCAGGAGCUGCACCUCGCCGCGUUGCGCCGGGCUGCUCUGCGGGGGCAGCGCGACAGGAAGACCCAUCGGAUGGGGGACGGUUUUUAAACAAGGGGGUUUUUCAGGACUCACGGCCACUGUAACAGUGGGCACAGCACGAGGGAAGACGACUUGGGCAGCCCCUUUGCUUACUACCUAAAAAUCCAGGAACUUGUGCUGUCAGCCAAAGGAGGAGCCCAGAGCGGGUACUUAACUCCAGCCUUUUAUUUCCACAACAUUUUUGAUUUAAGGGGGAAAGGGAAGAGCACCUUUUCCACGUGGAAGUCUUGCCUGCAUCUCGAGGUGACACAAACUGCUCUGGAUCCUUGCCUGGAAUGUCUUGCUCAACUUUCUUCUUUCUACAGGAGGAAAUGAGCCCAAGUCAGAGGCUACACUGGCCCUUUUAAACCUCACCCAGCUGCAGUCACAGUCCCACGCACCUUCAGGUUUAUUUUAGGUUUGCUGGGGACUCUGCUGCGAGCCCUGUGACAGCCCCUCGUGUCCCCAGCUGCAGGUCUGGCACCUCCCGUGCUGGAGCAAAGGCUUGCUGAGCUGAGCUUUAGUGGGAUUUGCUACCUCUAGAGAACAGCAGCGCAGCAAAGCCCAGCUUGGGCUUGGGCCAAACCCUGAAGAGCAGCCGCCAGCUGUGCAGCCCGGGGCCGGGAGUCCCUGCCCGUCUGCUCAGCACCAGGCAAACGUGGGCGACUCGUCACUUCUGGUGCCGCUGAGCCAGAAGUGUCGUGCAGGACUGUCCUGCGUGCAGGUGAGUGCGCCCGAGGCAGAGCCCGCGUUCUGCAACGCCAGGCUUGGAGCCCGCAAAAUCAGGGGGCAAACAGAAGCAUCCUCUCCUCCCUUUGUGUCCGACAGCAGGCAGGAUAUGAACCCUGCCCUCCCUUGGCUCUCCCCAAACCAGUGCUGAGCUCCGUGUCCCUGCAGAGCUGCUCUUGGCCAGGUGCUCCCAUUUUGCCUGAUCUGUCUCCAAUAAAUGGAGCCUCAUGAGAGUUCCAGACUGGGUUAUGGGCUGGGAAGGCAGUUCCACCCCCACACAAGGGUCUACAUUUACUCUAAUUCCUUCCCCUUUUGGAACAGCUGGAAAAGCAAACCCCGAGAGGAGGGGAGCGUGGAUUUAACUUCAAGGAGGUGGAGUAUUUUUUCUUUGCUUGACCAGACAGUCUUAUCUUGGACUUCAGAAACUCCAGUGACGAGUUCUGCCAAAGCAGAUGUGUUCCUAUAGAGAACAAAACAGCACUUUCUAUUUGAAAUGCAUUUGAUGGAAACGUUUCCAACCAGCAGUAAGAUUUGUAGACCAGUGAUGCUGCUCGUCGGGCACUGAACCUGCCUGCACUGACCAUGCGGAGCGGUGGCUGCGGCCCCUGCCCCGGGAGCGCUCACGGACAGCUCGGCCUCCUACCCAGGACAGGAGAAAACAUUGAAGAUGAAGAUGACUUGACCAGCCGCAGGCUCCGGCCUGUGCAGCUUUCAGCCAGGUGGUGAACUGGAAUCUGACCGUUAAGCUUUCAGAGAUGUUAAUUAUUUGCCAUAUACUUGAAUGUAUGAGCUUAUUUAUUUUUUACAUGUGCUUUUGCUAAUGUCAUUUUAAUGGGGGAAAUUUCCAACCCACAGGUACUUUUUUUUCUAAAAAAAAAUAAUCUGCCAAAUGAAUUAAUAUAUUAGAAAUGAAUACAGCUCAAGGGGAACGGGGGGUGGGGUUUGUGCUUAAUAAAUAUUUGUGUCUAAGCUUCAGUGACAAAAA